Dermacentor albipictus is the source of this 1203-nucleotide messenger RNA. Lineage: Eukaryota; Metazoa; Arthropoda; Arachnida; Ixodida; Ixodidae. The record is from RefSeq and is a predicted model, not a curated record.
UCAGGCACCUGUUCACGAAGUCGAACCAUGGCCGCUAAGGCUCCAUUAUUUGACGCCUGUCAUCCGCAUGGAGCCAGACCUGCAGGAACCAUGCAUCAUCCCUGGCGUUGGCAGUCGCUUUGCAACGGCCACGCUCUGGAUGGCCCGAUUCGAGCACAGCCUAGGCUCGGUGUGCCUACUGCCGUCGACGUAACGGAGCGCCUGGGUGGGACGCCGCAGAUAGUCGCGUCUAGAAGGCAGCAGAUGUGCACCCACUGCGCAGGCUGUCAGUUCUUGGAGAGCAGCGGCAGAGAAAGGCCCCAGGCACAUUGGGAGCGCUUCCGUGAAAUUGGGCAAUCCGAGCUUUCUUCAGCGCCGUCUCUUGAACGCAUCCCAAGGGACAUGGAAGGCAUGCUGAACCAACCUGGCCACUAACAUCUGGGCUCUACAUAUGGAUGAUAGGAGACUGAAUACAUAUGUUUCAUAGCCUUGAACCUCGGGGCCUUCCAGGAAUUCGCGUAGCCACUGCCAUGGUUGCAAAUACCUGCGCAAUCUCUAGAAUUACGACCUUUGCCAAAAAUUAGAGGUCACGCCGCACUUUCACCACGUGUGUCGAUUUGCGAGGCUGCAUGAUGCGGUUUUCCUGGGACUCUUUGACCUCCAUAACUAAGAAUGGCAAGUUUGGUAAUUCUUUGCAUUUGCCUGGGCACCGGAACUUUUGCCAUAGCACGAAAACUCCGUCGACAACAUGUAGGUAACGUAAUCGGUACACUUUUAACAAAGACUACGAUGGACCUUCCAUGCUACACUUCACUACGAAGGCCCGUAACUUCAUUGCAGCUAUAUUUAUUGUUUUAUUGUGCGUUUAUAAAAAAUCAUGCCUGCCAGAUCUAUGCAACUGUCAAUAUGCGCAUGCAUCAUAGAGAGUGUAAGCUGUUAGGUGGCCCCUUCCUCAAGGUGCCGCAAUAUCGCCCAAUCUCCGCCGACAUCCGUGACUCUGCAUGGAGUUCCCAUUACACACCGCAUGUUGACCCUUUGUUCUUUAUGUUCAGGCUUCGGUGCCGCAGCCGUAAGGUGUAUAGGCUGUUGACUCUAUUGGAUCUCGUCAGCCCAUAAAGAAACCCACUUCCUAUAGCAUUAUCAAGGACAGAUGCUGUGAGGGGCCUUCGUUUACUUUCUCAAACCAAGACUGAAACCUUGAGGAACACCCCAUUUUCACGAACU